GCCAUAAGUAUGCACCGGCCGGCCAAGAUCUGUACACAUGGAACUUCGGAAGAAACUCUCGUAUAAUUUCGUUAUUGGCAUCCAUUUGCUCUCCGAGGCUGUACGACCCUGUACUCUCUAUUACUUACUUCGAACUUCCGGUUGCAGCGGCAUAAUCUUGAACGUACCAAUUCUGCCGCAAUUUUGGCGCUUAUACCACUGGCAAGCACUGCCGCUAUGUAUCAAGACUGCCACCAAACGUGAGAUUAGAUUGCCAAAACAUAGAUUUCGAAGCUUGAGAUACACAGCAUGGGCACCACGAAGAUAACGAUGCCAAGCGCUGAGGCCUGAGGGGCAGUGGUUUAUACCCAGACCUGCCGGCGCCUUUAGGCAUAACGACUCCCCGAGAUUCUUUUCAAUCUUGCAAUGCAUGUGUCCUUGCAUCUUCCAACUGUCUACCAGCCAAGUGAACCUGUCCCGGUUAACGGAUCCCACGUUAGCAAUGUCAUAAUGUCUUCCGAUCUACAUCUUAAACUCUGUCCCAUAUCUGCUGAAGGAGUUCAACAAGAGAGAUAUGACAAAAAGAAUAUCAUCCCGAGAAACACCAAGGAUUUCAAUAUCCCAUUUAUGACGACGGAUCCUAUCGAGAGACCACUUCCUCUUGGAUGGGAAGUUUUCAUUCAUCCUGAAGGCUGCCUCUACUACUGUUAUGAAAGCGAGGCCGUCAUUGACGAGUGUUCAAGGAAAAUUCGCGUUGUAACUCAGGCGGAUCUCGCUCAUCAUGGAGUUCCUGGGCUGAUUGAAAACCUUGCAAAGCUCGCCUAUAGUCAUGCUUAUCAUUAUCCUUCUUUCCCGGUGGACGUGGACCUCGUAUUGGAACUUAAGGAUGUGAGAGGAACUAUUGUGGGAGGGUACUACUUCGUGCACCACAAGAACAAGUGCCUGUUCUGGUUGCAGGACUUCGAUGCCACCGUCAUCUUGCGGGAAUGCGGUGGGGUCACUGAACUUUCUCAUCAGCAAAUCGAGCUGGAGGCUCAAUACUGGAAGCACAUCGACCUGUUUCCGCACGCAACUGCUCUCCACUCUCAGGUCCGUCAGCAAUUGCAGCAAAUCAUCCGUUUUGCGAUAAGCGAUUGCAUGACUUCGGAGGUGUCGGCGGUCUGCGCUUUCAGCAUGGAUGUCCUGAAGAACACUUUGGACCUAAUCAAGGAUGUGGAUGUGGAGAACGAUUGCAUCCAGUCGGCACAUGACAAAUGUUUCAUCGCGAGGAUGAUGAACCAUUUUAAACACUGCCAAUACCUCAAUUAUCAUGGGCAACGAGGCGCGCGGCUCUCUCGAGACCAGACUGUACACGGAGACACCUACGAGGAACGUUCCACGAUGAUGAGAUGUCUUGCACUCUUGCUCUUCAAUGCCCCUUAUGAGCACGUCCGCUCUCUUCACAAACUCUACGUCGACUCCAUCGUCAAUCACCUCGACUGGCGCACCUUUGUUCAGAAGCUGAACGCCGAGAUGCAGGACUUCAAUCUGCUGGCGACAGUGCUCUUGAAUGUCAAUGUUGGGUUUUUGGCGAUCCAGAGCGUAGAUAAUGGUGGCGGACAUUCCUUGUCGCAAGUUGCGAGCUACGUGUCUGUGAUAUCAAGCUUUGGGAGUAUGCUGCUUGGCGUGAACCUUGCUCGACAAAGCUACACGCAAGGUCCAGACAUGGUUGAUAACGCGCAAGCACACCUGCAGCACUUAAUGCACCCAAAGCACGGCCUCGAGACACUUGCAAUCAUAUACAGCUUGCCGUACGCAUUGCUUAUGUGGGGUAUGAUCUUUUUCGUUCUCGCAUUCUUUACUGAGUGUUUUCAUCACUCGAGUGCGGUACCCUCAGUCCCUAUCAGCGUGGCGGCACUCAUCGUGUUGGUGCUUAUUGGGUGGUCAUGUCACACCUUGGGAGAUUCAACUCUAAGCGCAGAAUGUGUGCACGUGUCUGAAAGCGUUCUUACGGCAGCGAGGUGGAUCAGAUCGAUCAAGGAUCUACCCAGAUGGAUUUCGGCGGCGGUGCGCUCUGUUUCAGCCCAUGCACGAGAACUUGAUUGUCUGCACCUUGCACCCGCAUAGCUUUCCAUGUUACUUAUGGUUGGUUGUCAUUCAAUAUUUAAUGGGCAGACUAUAUAUUACUAUCUUGGACGCACAUGAUAUCCAACUCAUGCUACCUAGUCUUGCAUAUACGCGGUCUAGCUGUCUCAUACGAAGCUUACUCUGAAAUCUCAAUCACUUCGAAAAGCUG
This is a messenger RNA of Suillus clintonianus, 2254 nucleotides long. RefSeq lists its product as uncharacterized. Bases 406 to 2085 code for a protein of 559 amino acids. The record is from RefSeq and is a predicted model, not a curated record. Lineage: Eukaryota; Fungi; Basidiomycota; Agaricomycetes; Boletales; Suillaceae. The transcript has 12 exons.